GAGAAAGGUAUAGGUGUAUUAGUAGUAGUCGUAGUGACUCUCUCUCUCUCUCUCUCUCUCUCUCUCUCUAUCUUGGUCUCUCUUAACGCUUUCUUUUUCACACAAUUUCUCUUUCAGUAUUAGUUUUUGUUUCUGUUUUCAUUCAUAUCAAAGCGAUCUACUUCUCUUCUUCUUCUUCGUGGUUUUUGUCAGCCAUGGCUGUCGCGAUGAGGAUUGUUUUCGGACUCCUUACAUUCGUCACUAUAGGAAUGAUUAUAGGUGCAUUGUUUCAAUUGGCGUUUAUACAUAGACUGGAAGAUUCAUAUGGUUCUGAGUUUCCAACUUGGCAAAGAAUACACAGAAGUCAAAUUGACAGCUAUAUUGGGUUUCCCAGAGGUAUUCAGCGGUGGAGUGAUGACAAAGAUGCAGAAAUUUUACGUCUUGGAUAUGUCAAGCCUGAAGUAAUUAGCUGGUCACCUCGUAUUAUUGUGCUUCACAACUUUCUGAGUAUGGAGGAAUGUAACUAUCUUAGAGCUAUCGCCCUCCCUCGACUUGCAACUUCUACUGUUGUGGACACCAAAACGGGGAAGGGAAUAAAAAGCAAUGUCAGGACAAGCUCUGGGAUGUUUUUGAAUCCUGAUGAAAGAACAUAUCCAAUGAUACAGGCUAUUGAAAAGCGCAUUUCGGUCUAUGCGCAAAUACCAAUAGAAAAUGGGGAGCUGAUUCAAGUCCUAAGGUACGAAAAGAGUCAGUUUUACAAACCCCAUCAUGACUACUUCUCUGACACUUUUAACUUGAAGCGUGGUGGCCAGCGAAUAGCAACAGUACUAAUGUAUUUAAGUGAAGAUGUUGUGGGAGGAGAAACAUAUUUCCCUAUGGCUGGUACUGGUGAAUGUAGCUGUGGUGGAAAAACUGUCAAAGGUUUAUCUGUGAAACCAAUUAAAGGAGAUGCAAUACUUUUCUGGAGCAUGGGUCUUGAUGGAGAAUCAGAUCCAAAUAGCUUACAUGGAGGAUGUGAGGUACUGGGCGGAGAAAAGUGGUCAGCCACAAAAUGGAUGAGGCAGAGAGCUACUAGAUGAGACGUAGCACUUUCUAUUUCCCUUUCCUGAAAUUCUCCAUCCCUACAAAAAGUCCUGGUGGCUAUGGAAUUUAUUAGUUAGAUAGAAAAUAAUGAAAUGUAGCUUAGAUACAUAAGUUAGUACUACUGCUAUAGUAAUACCUCAACCAGAUGAAGUUUACGUACCCCACACAUAAAACUCUCUCACUCAGCCUAGUUUAGAGAUCUUUGGGUACAAAUUGGGUCAUACUCGUCUAUAUAAAAAGCCAUGUGGAUCAAAUAUUGUACUCUGACAAAAAAUUGAAACUGAGAAAAAGACAAUUUUGGCAAAAUUGAUUGUACCAAAAUGUAGAAUGUACCAUUAGGUCUUUUCCCGUAGGCUGUUGCUCAACUUGGAAAAACCUUCAAUAAAAGUUUUGAUUUCGGGAUUGGAAUUAUGUUUUCCUAGUAGCAUGAAAAUUACAUUUUGAGCUGUCUAUUGUUUUGGCCAAACCGUAGGAAGCAGGGAAAUAUAUGAUAUUUUAUGUGGCAAUUUCAAAGGUGGUGAGUUGUUUGCGUUUGGUGGGUAUUUAGAUAUGCCAACACAUUGAGGAGAGGUGGAUUUUUAUCAUUAUGAUUGAAUACUUUGACCUAAUUAUAUGGAAAUGACAAUUUUUUAAAAUUUUA
Molecule: messenger RNA, 1702 nt
Organism: Ziziphus jujuba (common jujube)
Lineage: Eukaryota; Viridiplantae; Streptophyta; Magnoliopsida; Rosales; Rhamnaceae
Product: prolyl 4-hydroxylase 1
Exons: 12
Coding region: 195-1058 (287 amino acids)
Biological process (GO): peptidyl-proline hydroxylation to 4-hydroxy-L-proline
Cellular component (GO): endoplasmic reticulum
Molecular function (GO): procollagen-proline 4-dioxygenase activity; iron ion binding; L-ascorbic acid binding
Source: RefSeq, a predicted model, not a curated record